GGUCCUUUUUGUCCCCUACUGCGAGCCGUGUCGGUUCCCGUACGGAAGUGGUGGCCGUGAGGAAAGAACAUGGCGGCUACUGCACCAGGUGCAGCGGCUAAUCGGGCCAACAAGCGCAGCGGCCCUGGGCCGGGAGGCGGCGGAGGCGGCGGUGGGGGAGCCAAAGGGACGGAGGAGGAACCGCCGCCGCCCCUGCAAGCAGUUCUGGUGGCAGAUAGCUUCAAUCGCCGCUUCUUCCCCAUCUCCAAGGACCAGCCUCGGGUACUCUUGCCCCUGGCCAAUGUAGCACUACUUGACUACACUCUGGAAUUUCUGACUGCCACAGGUGUACAGGAAACCUUUGUCUUUUGUUGCUGGAAGGCUGCUCAAAUCAAGGAACAUUUACUGAAAUCCAAGUGGUGCCGCCCUACAUCCCUCAAUGUGGUUCGAAUAAUUACAUCAGAAUUAUAUCGAUCACUGGGGGAUGUUCUCCGUGAUGUUGAUGCCAAGGCCUUGGUGCGCUCUGACUUCCUUCUGGUAUAUGGGGAUGUCGUCUCAAACAUCAAUAUUACCAGAGCCCUGGAAGAACACAGAUUGAGGCGGAAGCUAGAAAAAAAUGUAUCUGUGAUGACAAUGAUCUUCAAAGAGUCAUCCCCUAGCCACCCAACUCGUUGCCAUGAGGACAAUGUGGUAGUGGCUGUGGAUAGUGCCACAAACCGGGUUCUCCAUUUCCAGAAGACCCAAGGCCUUCGACGGUUUUCUUUUCCUCUGAGUUUGUUCCAGGGCAAUGGAGAUGGAGUAGAGAUUCGCUAUGAUUUACUGGACUGUCACAUCAGCAUCUGCUCUCCUCAGGUGGCUCAACUCUUUACAGACAACUUUGACUACCAAACUCGAGAUGACUUUGUACGAGGCCUGUUAGUGAAUGAGGAGAUCCUAGGAAACCAGAUCCACAUGCACGUGACAACUAGGGAAUAUGGUGCCCGGGUCUCCAACCUGCACAUGUAUGCAGCAGUCUGCGCUGAUGUCAUCCGCCGAUGGGUCUACCCUCUCACCCCAGAGGCAAACUUCACUGACAACACAACCCAGAGCUGCACUCAUUCCCGGCAUAACAUUUACCGAGGGCCUGAGGUCAGCCUGGGCCAUGGCAGCAUCCUAGAGGAAAAUGUGCUUCUGGGUUCUGGCACUGUCAUUGGCAGCAAUUGCUUUAUCACCAACAGUGUCAUUGGCCCUGGCUGCCACAUUGGUGAUAACGUGGUGCUGGACCAGGCAUACCUGUGGCGGGGUGUCCAAGUGGCUGCUGGAGCACAGAUCCAUCAGUCUCUGCUCUGUGACAAUGCUGAAGUCAAGGAACAAGUUACGCUGAAGCCACACUGUGUUCUCACUUCCCAGGUGGUAGUGGGCCCAGACAUCACGCUGCCUGAGGGCUCGGUGAUCUCUUUACACCCUCCAGAUGCAGAGGAAGAUGAGGACGAUGGUCAGUUCAGUGACGAUUCUGGGGCUAACCAAGAAAAGGAGAAAGUGAAACUAAAAGGUUACAAUCCAGCAGAAGUCGGAGUUGCUGGCCAGGGCUACCUCUGGAAAGCUGCAGACAUAAAUGUGGAGGAGGAAGAGGGACUACGGCAGAAUUUGUGGGGACUCAAAAUCAACGUGGAAGAAGAGAGUGAAACUGAAAGCGAGCAGAGUAUGGAUUCCGAGGAGCUAGAUAGCCGAGCGGGCUCCCCACAGUUGGAUGACAUCAAAGUGUUCCAGAAUGAAGUCCUAGGAACACUACAGCGGGGCAAGGAAGAGAACAUUUCUUGUGACAAUCUUGUCCUAGAGAUCAACUCUCUCAAGUAUGCCUACAACAUAAGCCUAAAAGAGGUGAUGCAGGUACUGAGCCAUGUGGUCCUCGAGUUCCCCCUACAGCAAACGGAUUCCCCGCUGGACCCAAACCGUUACUGUUCCCUGCUGCUUCCUCUGCUCAAGUCCUGGAGUCCUGUUUUUAGAAACUACAUAAAGCGUGCAGCUGAUCAUUUGGAAGCAUUGGCAGCCAUUGAGGACUUCUUCCUGGAGCAUGAAGCUCUUAGUACUUCCAUGGCCAAGGUACUCAUGGCUUUCUACCAGCUAGAGAUCCUGGCUGAGGAAGCAAUCCUGAGCUGGUUCAGCCAAAAGGAUAUGACUGACAAGGGCCGACAGUUGCGCAAGAACCAACAGCUGCAGAGGUUCAUCCAGUGGCUAAAAGAGGCAGAAGAGGAGUCAUCUGAAGAUGACUGAAGUUGCACUGCCUGCUUCUGUGGGUGUGGUUGAUGGCUCUCCUGGCUUCUGGGCCAGAGCAAAUGAGAAGCUAGUUGCCGAAGGAUGAGUGACCGCCAUCCAAGCUGAGACUUAAAGGAGUAGAGGCCGGAACUACAGUAUUCUUCCCACCGCCAGCAACCAUGUGCUUCCCAUCCUGACCAAGGAGUUGGGAAAAGGGAAGUUGGGCUGCAACAAAAUUCUGCCUAAAGAGGAGCAAGGCAGGCCCUGCAGUUAGAGGAAGCCCAGAGGAACGGUUUUGUGCUCUGGCUUUCCCUCAGGGAACAGCAGAGAGCAGCUGGCCCUUUCUGCUGCUUGUAUUUGUUAAUAUUAAAAAAGAGAGAGAGGGAUGUA
Molecule: messenger RNA, 2604 nt
Organism: Mustela lutreola (European mink)
Lineage: Eukaryota; Metazoa; Chordata; Mammalia; Carnivora; Mustelidae
Gene: EIF2B5
Product: eukaryotic translation initiation factor 2B subunit epsilon
Exons: 16
Coding region: 70-2232 (720 amino acids)
Cellular component (GO): eukaryotic translation initiation factor 2B complex
Molecular function (GO): guanyl-nucleotide exchange factor activity; translation initiation factor binding; translation initiation factor activity
Source: RefSeq, a predicted model, not a curated record